CGGCUGGACCACUUACUUCCUGGUGCUGAAGUGACAGCGCCGUCGCCGCGCCCGGCCCCGCCUCCCGCCCGGCCCCGCCUCCCGCCCGGCCCCGCCUCCCUAACUCACCAGGAAAUUCCCUUCAAGCCCUGGCCCGAACUGAGUCCCCGCCCACCCGCCAGCGUCACGGCGCCCGACUCAGCUCCGCGCCGGACCCACCUCCGCGCCCUCAGGCCCUGCAUAUGCCCCGCCCCGCGCGGAAGUUCCGGCGGUUGGUUGCCUUGCGCGGCCGUUACAGCCUUUGCCCUAAGCCUCGCCCCCUUCCCCCCUGUCUGCCCAAUCCCGACUGCUUCCUUGGGUGGGGGCGUGGCUAUGGGGCGAGGCGCUCUCAGGUGGAGGCCGUGCCCCGCUCCGCGCUGACGAAGCUGCGUCACUUCCGGCGUGUGCGUCUGGCGUCCGCGCGCUGCACAAUGGCGGCUCUGAAGAGUUGGCUGUCGCGCAGCGUAACUUCAUUCUUCAGGUACAGACAGUGUUUGUGUGUUCCUGUUGUGGCUAACUUUAAGAAGCGGUGUUUCUCAGAAUUGAUAAGACCAUGGCACAAAACUGUGACGGUUGGCUUUGGAGUAACCCUGUGUGCGGUUCCUAUUGCACAGAAAUCGGAGCCUCAUUCCCUUAGUAGUGAAGCAUUGAUGAGGAGAGCAGUGUCUUUGGUAACAGAUAGCACCUCUACCUUUCUCUCUCAGACCACAUAUGCAUUGAUUGAAGCUAUUACUGAAUAUACUAAGGCUGUUUAUACCUUAACUUCUCUUUACCGACAAUAUACAAGUUUACUUGGGAAAAUGAAUUCAGAGGAGGAAGAUGAAGUGUGGCAGGUGAUCAUAGGAGCCAGAGCUGAGAUGACUUCAAAACACCAAGAGUACUUGAAGCUGGAAACCACUUGGAUGACUGCAGUUGGUCUUUCAGAGAUGGCAGCAGAAGCUGCAUAUCAAACUGGCGCAGAUCAGGCCUCUAUAACCACCAGGAAUCACAUUCAGCUGGUGAAACUGCAGGUGGAAGAGGUGCACCAGCUCUCCCGGAAAGCAGAAACCAAGCUGGCAGAAGCACAGAUAGAAGAGCUCCGUCAGAAAACACAGGAGGAAGGGGAGGAGCGGGCUGAGUCGGAGCAGGAGGCCUACCUGCGUGAGGAUUGAGGGCCUGAGCACACUGCCCUGUCUCCCCACUCAGUGGGGAAAGCAGGGGCAGACGCCACUCUGCCCAGGGUUGGCAUGACUGUCUCUGCACCGAGAAGAGGCGGCAGGUCCUUCCCUGGCCAAUCAGGCGAGACGCCUUUGUGAGCUGUGAGUGCCUCCUGUGGUCUCAGGCUUGCGCUGGACCUGGUUCUUAGCCCUUGGGCACUGCACCCUGUUUAACAUUUCACCCCACUCUGUACAGCUGCUCUUACCCAUUUUUUUACCUCACACCCAAAGCAUUUUGCCUACCUGGGUCAGAGAGAGGAGUCCUUUUUGUCAUGCCCUUAAGUUCAGCAACUGUUUAACCUGUUUUCAGUCUUAUUUACGUCGUCAAAAAUGAUUUAGUACUUGUUCCCUCUGUUGGGAUGCCAGUUGCGGCAGGGGGAGGGGAACCUGUCCAGUUUGUACGAUUUCUUUUUAAGUAUUUCUGAUGUGUUCUCUGAUCUGCCCCCACUGUCCUGUGAGGACAGCUGAGGCCAAGGAGUGAAAAAUCUGUUAGUACUAAGAGAAGGGAUGCAGAGUGUUUACCUGGUGCUCUCAACAGGACUCUUAACACAG
Molecule: messenger RNA, 1766 nt
Organism: Pan troglodytes (chimpanzee)
Lineage: Eukaryota; Metazoa; Chordata; Mammalia; Primates; Hominidae
Gene: DIABLO
Product: diablo IAP-binding mitochondrial protein
Exons: 6
Coding region: 222-1169 (315 amino acids)
Biological process (GO): intrinsic apoptotic signaling pathway in response to oxidative stress; neuron apoptotic process
Cellular component (GO): mitochondrion
Source: RefSeq, a predicted model, not a curated record